Messenger RNA from Prunus armeniaca (apricot), 2094 nucleotides. The record is from the annotation of a GenBank genome assembly. Lineage: Eukaryota; Viridiplantae; Streptophyta; Magnoliopsida; Rosales; Rosaceae.
AUGGUGAGAAAACAUGGAUGGCAACUACCUGCUCACACCUUCCAGGUUGUCGCUAUUACCGUAUUCUGCUUGUUAGUGGUUGCAUUCUAUGCGUUCUUUGCGCCUUUCCUUGGAGGCCGUAUCUGGGAAUAUGUUUUGAUUGGAAGUUACUCUCCAGUGGCACUGCUUGUCUUCAUUCUUUACGUUCGAUGCACUGCAAUAAAUCCUGCAGAUCCUGGCAUUAUGUCCAAGUUUGACAAUGGAGCAACAAAUAGUAUCAAUCCAAAUCAUAGGUUAUCAGCAAAAGACUUGCCUAGAAAAUUUGAUGAAACCACCACUGGGCAUUCUUCUCCAUCAUCAGUUUCCAGAAGUUCUUUAGCAGGGGCUAACUCUAGUAGGAAAGGCUCGGUAGGAGAACUAGGGGGUGUAAAUAUUGUAGCAGAACCCACAACCAGGAAAUGUUGCAUAGGUGGAAUCUUCUGUGCAUUGUUUGUACACGAAGACUGCCGCAAACAACAGGAAGGUGCAGCUGAGAGUCAAGGUGGUGAAGAUGCUUUGUUCUGCACAUUGUGCAAUGCUGAGGUCCGCAAGUUCAGCAAGCACUGUAGAAGUUGUGAUAAGUGUGUGGAUGGCUUUGAUCACCACUGUCGGUGGCUUAACAAUUGCGUGGGGCACAAAAAUUAUGUGACUUUUAUCUGUUUGAUGGCCACCAGUCUUGUUUGGCUUGUCAUUGAAGCUGGAGUUGGUAUUGCUGUCCUUGUGCGCUGCUUUGUUAAUAAGAGAAGCAUGGAGGCAGAAAUUAUUGAUAGACUUGGAAAUGGUUUCACUCGUCCCCGUUUGCAACAGUUGUGGUACAUCUUAUUCUUUAAAUGCUCUCAACUAAAGUUAGCAUCCUCAUCUUUUGCCGCAGUUUCUGUGCUGGCAUGUGUUCCACUUUGUGAACUAUUCUUCUUCCACAUGAUACUAAUUAGGAAGGGUAUUACAACCUAUGAAUAUGUUGUGGCAAUGCGAGUCAUGAGUGAGGAACGUGGACAAUAUGUAGAUGAGGCUUUCAAUAAUUUCGCGAACUCUUUUCGGAACUCCCCAACAGGAUCUGCUACAACUGGCUUGAGUGGUGGGAGUUCUUUAGGUCUGCAAUACAAGGGUGCAUGGUGUACCCCUCCAAGAGUAUUUGUGGAUUAUCAGGAAGAAGUUGUACCACAUUUGGAGCCUGGAAUGGUCCCAUCAACUAUUGAUCCGGAUGCAACUGGAAUUACAGAAAGAGAGCAGAAAGGUCCUAAAAGGCCUGUUCGCAUUAGUGCUUGGCAGCUUGCAAAGUUGGAUUCCAGCGAGGCCAUGAGAGCAGCAGCCAAAGCCAGGGCAUCAUCCUCUGUUCUACGACCACUUGAUAAACCUGACCUUGAACUUAGCUCAAGUGGCAAUAUGAGUGUGAGAAGUAGUGUAAGCACUGACACAGGGGCAAAUAAAGAGAUUAAGAACGAGUUGAGGUUGUCAAGAAAUUCCUUUGCUCCAAGUCAAGGUAGCCGAGAUGAGUAUGAAACUGGGACUCAAAGCAUAAGUAGCUUCAGUAGUCCAAGUCAUGUUCAUGAAGCGGUCACACUUAGCCCUCUACCACAGGGAGGUCUGGGACGCUUUAGUGCAGCCACUUCAGUCCCCAGCUUAGUUCCUGACCGUCCAUUAACUUCCAAGGCAACAUUGCCUAAUGUCAGCUUGGGAUUUGAUGAAAAGAUUAUGCAGAGGGGAAGUACUACUGAUCCAUUGCUGCUGUCAGCUCCAGCUUCAUCUCUUUUCAGAGAUGUCAGAAGGACAUCCGUUGUUUGGGACCAAGAAGCAGGGAGGUAUGUCUCAGUUCCUGUAUCAGCUUCUGAAGCUCGAAACAGGUUAUCCACACAAACAGGGGAUUCUAUAUUCUUUGGCGGCCCGCUUUUGAGUGCACCAGUUAGGGAAAAUUUGAAAAAUGAAAGGGAUUUGGGUUCAAGAGAGGGCCAAGAGAGGGUGGGACUGAACUUGCCUAGGGAGUCUAGAUUCAGACGAGAUUCUGCCUCGAACCAGCUUCCUGUGUUUGUCCCAGGGGGUUUUGAGAACAACCCUUCUUUUGGUUCUGGUUUGAAGUAG